AUGAUGACCACAAUGACAGUCUCUGCAGAUCUUUUACCAACAAUUACAAGACAUGAUAUAGAUUGGAUGGAUGAGGAGUCGGUAGUAUAUAUGAGUGACCAGAUUAUAUUGGUCAUUGAUUUCAAUGGCGCAGUUUGGAGAUCAUCAGACUCUGGCACAACAUUCAUCAAUGCCAACCUAUCAGUCCCAAUCAAAUCAUUUGGUGCCAUAAAGAACCAAAUCAUCCUUGAUGGAAUGAAUCAGAACAUGGUCAUGUUCAGAGCUGAGAGUGGAAAGAAUUCUUACUUCUUCAUAUCUUAUGAUGAGGGAGAAACGUUUAUUCAAUCAAACAUUUCAAAGAUCUUUGAUCAGAUCGUUGUGAACCCUUCAAAGUCGGGAUACUUGGUGACGAAAUCGAACAAUGAAGCAUAUUAUUCACCAAACUUUGGCAGGACUUGGACACCGAUCUUUGAGACCUACUCGAUCACAAAUGUCAUCAUCUGGGACCCGAUGAUCAAUCCCUCUCCAGAUACCGGUCUGUACGCGAUGGCACCGAUGCCCAUGGCUGGCGAGACCACCGUCACGCUCAUCUACUCGCCCGAUCUGGGCAAGACAAUCGUCAAGCUGAUCCCCAACGUGCAGGACCUGCAGGCGACCACCAACUACCUCUACGUCAAGGCGUUCGACACCAAGACCAGCGGCGCCACGCUCUACGUGAGGAACAACAUCGAGCCCUACAACAACAACCUCAAGGGUCUGCUCAAGUGCAACUUUGAGCUGCCCGCCAACCAGAUCCCCAAAGACUACGACCUCAUCAACGAUGAGACCGGCUCGAUCUGGGUCGGCAUCCAGUGGAAAACAACACAGAGCUUCGGUGAUGUCUACACGUCCGACUCGUCAGGCAGCCAGUACACCCCGUCCUUGCUGCACGUCAACAAGUUCAACGGCAUUUACGACUUUGACACGUUCGACGGCAUCCCAGGCACCUACGUUGCCAACCAGGUAGUCAACUUCAACGCCGGCGAGGGCAAGCCACUGCAGCUCGUUUCCAUGAUAUCAUAUGAUAAUGGUGGCAGGUGGGUCAAGUUCAAUCCACCAGCUGGUGGCUCGUGCAAGGGCUGCUCCCUUAACUUCAACGGAAACUCUGUGGACCAGGUGCAUCCAUUUUACACCAACGACAAUGUCUUUGGUUUGGCCGUGGCCACUGGAUACAUUGAUAACAAUCUCAACACCAAGAACCCUCUUGCCAGGACCACAACAUGGUUCUCAAGGGACACUGGUGUAAACUGGACAUCAAUCUACGAAGGCCCGUCAGUCUACGAGUUUGGAAACUAUGGCAACGUCCUCUUGCUUGCCAACGCCACUGCCAACACAUUGAAGUUCUCUUUGGACCAAGGAGCUUCCUUUGCAACUGUCCAAUUCACUACUGACGAUCCCACCGAUGUCGAUGACAUCUUGACCGAUCCAUACUCAUCUACUCUCAAGUUUUUGGUGUUGACUCCACAUGUUAUUUACGGUGUUGACUUUGGUCCACUGGGCCUCCGUCAGUGUGGAGACGAUGAUCACGAACUGUUCACCACCCGUCCAAUCAUGGGCGGACAGAUCACCGAGACCAGAAUGGUCAAAGGCGCCAAGUGCUACCAGGCCGACAAUCUGCCUGGCGCUGUCGUCUCCCAGCUGCCAUGUGUCGACGAUGACUUUGAGUGCGAUGUUGGCUACACCGAAGUCUCGACUGACGACCAGCCACUGCUGUGCGCCAUCUCGCAGAGCUACACUCCACCCACCUACCCACCCGAGUACUGCCCACCCAACACCAAGUACCCCAUCAUCAAUGGCUACAGGAAGAUCACUGGCGAUCAGUGCACUGGAGGUGUGGAGAGCUCAUACAUCCAGGAGUUCAGAGACUGUCCGGGCAGUGACAACAACCAGUCCAAGGGAUGGAUUGCCGCCGUCGUCAUCCUGGUGCUGCUGGCCGUCGUCGUGGCCUCAGGCGCCUUCUACCUGUGGAAGCAUCCAGAAACGAGAGUCAAGCUGCUCAAGAAGAUCGGCAUCACCAACGAGCAAAAGUAUUCAACGCUCGGCUACAAACCAAACUCAUUGGCAGACGAUGAGUUUGGCAUUGAGGACGACGACGCUCAGAUUCUUGAUGACAAUGACUUGAACGAUCACUUCUAG
Molecule: messenger RNA, 2154 nt
Organism: Acytostelium subglobosum LB1
Lineage: Eukaryota; Evosea; Eumycetozoa; Acytosteliales; Acytosteliaceae
Exons: 6
Coding region: 1-2154 (717 amino acids)
Biological process (GO): post-Golgi vesicle-mediated transport
Cellular component (GO): Golgi apparatus; membrane
Molecular function (GO): protein binding
Source: RefSeq, a predicted model, not a curated record